AUGCGAGGCGUUGAGGACUUCUCCGGCUCACUUUUCCCACGAACCCAGACCGACGGCGCUUCAGAGUGGCCAUACGGUCCGUUCUCGACCAGAGGUCGCGAUAUUGUCAAUGCUCGAGGAGAAGCGAUAACAUGGGCCGGCGUGAACUGGCCUGGCAGUGGCGAGACGAUGAUUCCAGAGGGCCUCGAGUUCGCAUCUGUUGAAGAUCUCGUGGCUCAGAUCGAUAGUGUGGGCUUUAACUUCAUCCGCUUAACAUACGCCAUUGAGAUGGUCGACCAGAUGUACGAGCGGAAUAUGUCUGAUAUUCCGUUGGAGAUCGCCCUGAUCACUGGUCUCGGUUACGAGAACGGAACAAAAGUCACCAAGGAGAUCAUCGAGAAGAACCCAACCUGGACAAAGGACACGACUCGCUUUGAGAUCUGGGAUGCCAUUGCCAACGCCGCCGCUAACCGCAGCAUAUACGUGCACCCUGACGUGCACGUAGGCAAAGCUCAGUGGUGUUGCAACAACACUGAUGGGAACGCCUGGUUCGAUGACUACAACUUCCCUGUUGCCAACUGGAAGCGUGGUCUUCAAUUUGUCGCCGAGUGGGCCAAGGACCACCGUAACGUCGUAUCGAUGGCCCUUCGAAACGAGCUGCGCCGAGCGAUCAAUGAGACAGCACCGACGUCGACCAUCGGAUACAACUGGCUGUCUCUUGUUGGCAACAACACCGCCGCCACGGAUGCCAUCCACGAGGUGAACCCUGACAUUCUCGUCUCGUGGAGCGGAAUGCAGUACGAUCAGGAUCUGGCAGCUUUAACGACCGGCCUAGACCUCAACACCGCGCCCUGCUAUAAGUGCGACGUCGUCCGUGACGGAUACCGCCGUGACCCCAUCAUCUUCAACCUCGACGACCACCCAUGGGCCGACAAAGUCGUGUACGAGCUGCACCUCUACUCCAUGUCCGAGGACCUCGACACGGGCUCCUGCCCACUCAUCCAAGCGCAAUUCUACUCCAGCGGCUUCAAUGCAAUGGGGAUCGACAAGCCCGAAGCGUGCAACAUCACCGGAGAUUGUGUCGAAGCUGUGCGUCAGACGCCGGUGAUUUUGUCCGAGUUUGGAUGGGCACAGGACGAGACGCUGUUCAACGAUACCUUGCAGACUUGCUUGAGGGACUUCACUACGCAGAACAAUGUCAGCUGGGCGGUGUGGGCUUUUGCUGGCUCGUACAGAGUUCGCUCUGGUGGGCAGGGAGUGCCGGAUACGUGGGGCUUGACGAAUUAUAAUUUCAGCGAUUGGAAUUACCCAAAGGCGGUCGAGGACUGGUUCAAGCCGUGGGUGGCGGAGUCGCUCGGUUGA
This is a messenger RNA of Zymoseptoria tritici IPO323, 1341 nucleotides long. RefSeq names its product Exo-beta-1,3-glucanase (gene MgEXG6). Lineage: Eukaryota; Fungi; Ascomycota; Dothideomycetes; Mycosphaerellales; Mycosphaerellaceae. The record is from RefSeq and is a predicted model, not a curated record. The transcript has 6 exons. Bases 1 to 1341 code for a protein of 446 amino acids.